AACUUCAAAACCCUAAACCUGAAGAACUUAUUGCAGCAAAAUGCGUGUGAUUUUCACUUAUUCAACUCAACUACUCAAGUCCAAUUCCAAAAUCUGCAAAUUCAAUUCCUUGUUCACAGCAAAAAAUCUCGCCAAAACCGGCCAUGGAUUCUCCGAGUCAAUCAGACCAAUGUCUCAAUCAACUUCCAUUCCCAAGAAGCAGCAACGCAUCCGAGAUCAUGGCUACGACGACUACAUGGAGAUCGACAAGAAAAUACGUAAGGUCCUCAAGUUCUACGACUUAAUCCUAACUCAACCCAAUUCCAUGCUCUCCAUCUCCCGCCUCGACACCCUCUCCAGUCGUUUCGGCUACAAGCGCCUCGAAGCCGGCAAAUUCAUCCUUAAAUUCCCCUUCGUCUUCGACAUUUUCGAGCACCCAGUUCAGAGAGUCCUCUAUUGCCGCCUCACCAGAAGGGCUAUGCAACAGAUCGAUGGUGAAAACGAAGCCCUCCUAGCUCAAGUACCCGACGCUAUUACCCGCCUUAGAAAGCUCCUCAUGCUGUCCAACAAUGGCAGACUUUUGCUUGAAGAUGUGCGUAUUGCCCGGAAGGACUUUGGGUUUCCAGAUGAUUUCGAAUUCUCGGUAAUUCUGAAAUACCCACAAUUCUUUCGUCUGUUUGAAUCUGAGGAAUCAAAGGAGAAAUACAUUGAGAUAGUGGAUAGAGACUCAAAGUUAGCUGUUUGUUCUAUAGAGAGAGUUAGGGAGAGAGAAUACAGAGAGAAGGGAAUAGAAGCAGAAGAUGUUAGGUUCUCCUUCAUUAUAAAUUUCCCACCUGGAUUUAAGCUGGGAAAGUAUUACAAGAUCGCAAUGUGGAAAUGGCAAAGGGUUCCUUACUGGUCCCCAUACGAAGACAUAUCAGGUUACGAUUUGAGAUCAUUAGAAGCCCAGAAGAGGAUGGAGAAGAGGGCGAUCGGUACAAUUCACGAGCUGUUGUCACUUACGGUGGAGAAGAAGAUAACCAUGGAGAGAAUUGCUCAUUUUCGAUCGGUGAUGUAUUUGCCAAAGAAGCUGAAAGAUUUCCUCCUUCAGCACCAGGGGAUAUUUUACAUAUCUACUAGGGGUAAUCGUGGGAAACUUCAUACUGUGUUCUUGAGGGAGGCUUAUAGGAAAGGAGAGUUGAUACAACCGAAUGGUUUGUAUUUAGCAAGGAGAAAGCUUGCUGAGUUGAUCUUAAUGGGUCAUAAGAGAGCUAACAUGGAAAGCCCACUUGGUUAUAGUUAUUAUAAUAAUAAGCAGCAGCAUCAUGGUUGUGAUGUGAGAAAAACAGUGUAUAAUAAUAAUAAUAAUAACACUGAUGAUGAUGAGGAGGAGGAUAGCGGUUGUUAUGAGGAUGAAGAUGAUUGAGUUGAUAUUUGUGGGCUUUGAAGAUGAUCAAAGUUGAGAAAUGGUACUACUUGUAUUUUGAUUAUUCAUUGUAUUGUAUCAUUCAUUAUACAUCUGAAAGAAGUUUUGUCACGUU
Messenger RNA from Impatiens glandulifera, 1499 nucleotides. Its product is annotated as protein ROOT PRIMORDIUM DEFECTIVE 1. Bases 41 to 1384 code for a protein of 447 amino acids. Gene Ontology annotation, molecular function: RNA binding. The transcript has a single exon. The record is from RefSeq and is a predicted model, not a curated record. Lineage: Eukaryota; Viridiplantae; Streptophyta; Magnoliopsida; Ericales; Balsaminaceae.